AUGUCUCCUAAGGCCCAAGAAAUGGAAGUUAUGCCAGUGUGGAAACCGAGUUGGCAGCUCAAGUGUAUAUUUGCUGUCGUCGGAUUAUUGAACUUCGUUGCGGCUCUGGAUGCGACGUCGAUCUCGGUUUCCCUUCCGACGAUCUCUGAUGAUCUUGGCGGCACCGCAACGCAAGCCUUCUGGACAGGCACCUCUUUCUUAGUCGCAUCCUGCGUCUUCCAACCAAUCUUUUGUCUCGCAUCUGACAUCUUUGGUCGCAAAUCUAUCCUUCUGCUGGCCGUUGCCGCAUUUACCCUCGGUUCAAUACUAGCGGCUGUCGCAAAUGCAUUUACUCUACUGCUCGUCGGUCGAUCGAUCCAGGGUGUGGGCGGCGGAGGUAUCAUGGUCCUCACGGAGGUACUCAUCGCAGAUCUCAUUCCCCUGCGGGAGAGAGGGAAGUGGUUCAGUAUUCGGUCUGGAACAUGGGCGCUGGGUACCGUCACCGGUCCCUUGAUUGGCGGUGCUUUCACCCAGUCGGCUGCGUCGUGGAGGUGGAUCUUUUGGAUCAAUCUGCCCUUCUGCGGAUUGGGGCUGGUCCUGAUUCCCAUCUUCCUUAAGUUGCAGAAAAGUCCCGUUCCACUGCGAGAGAAUCUUGCAAAGGUCGACUGUGUUGGAUGCGUCCUGUUUGUGGCGUCCCUGACUUCAUUCUUGAUCCCGCUCACCUGGGGCGGCAUCAUGUACCCCUGGGACUCGUGGCAUACUCUCGUUCCUCUUCUCCUGGGCGUGGCCGGACUGGUUGGGUUCGGUGUAUAUGAGACGCUGGGUGCAGCAAAACCUCUCGUGCCUCUCCUCAUCUUCAACAAUCAGACCCAGUCGGUCAGCUACGCGGGCACGUUCCUCCACGGCAUGAUCCUUUGGGCUAUCGUCUACUACUUACCGCUCUACUACGAGGGGGUACUGGGAUACGGCCCCGUCGUCGCCGGCUUGGCUGUCUUCCCCGAGUCCCUGACCGUCGCACCCAUCUCAGUUAUCACCGGCAUCGUCGCCGCCAAAGUGAACAGCUACCGCUGGGCCAUACGGUCGGGAUGGCCAAUAUCUGCCCUGGGAUUAGGUCUCAUCUGCCUUUUGGAUGAGAACUCCACCAUCCCGAAAUGGAUAUUCGUCAAUCUUGUUGCUGGCAUAGGUCUGGGCAUUCUGUAUCCCACGGUCAUGCUCGCCGUCCAAGCCGCCGCAGACCCGGCAUACCUCUCCAUCUCUGUCACAAUGACUCCCUUCUUCCGAGUUCUUGGCCAGGCGGUUGGCGUCGCAAUCGGCGGUGUGGUCUUCCAGAACCGCAUCAAGCACGAAUUCAGUCACCACCCUCAGCUCGGUCAGACGGCAGGCGCCUAUGCACAGGAUGCGUCUAGCUUGGUGAAGUAUAUACACACUCUGCCGAAAGAUGGUGCAGAGCGUCAAUUGAUUGAAAAACUGUACGCCAAGUCACUGACGAUUGUCUGGGCUGUCAUGUGCGGGAUUGCCGGAUUGGGAAUUGUCACGGCUCUGUUCACGAAGGGAUACACCUUGAACCAGGCGUUUAGCUCUAAGCAAGGGCUGGAGAAAGCGACGUUUAGUGAUAUUGAGUCACUUUCAGACCACAACGGUGAAUAA
Messenger RNA from Penicillium canariense, 1626 nucleotides. Its product is annotated as MDR family MFS transporter. The transcript has 2 exons. Gene Ontology annotation, molecular function: transmembrane transporter activity. NCBI's taxonomy places the organism in Eukaryota, Fungi, Ascomycota, Eurotiomycetes, Eurotiales, Aspergillaceae. Bases 1 to 1626 code for a protein of 541 amino acids. Gene Ontology annotation, biological process: transmembrane transport. The record is from RefSeq and is a predicted model, not a curated record.